GUUGUUUUCCUCCACUUCUCUGCGGCCUCUCUUUCUCCUCAGCAUCUCUCUGCUUGGAAUUCUCUUGCUGGAGAGGUGGAAGCCCAGGUUCCUGUUUGACUUCUCUGCGCAGCCCUCGGAGGAGCCGGGAGGGGACAGUGAGAGCGUGACAGCCGGAGCACAGCCCCACCUCCUCAGCGUCCCCGAGCUGUGCUACUGCCUGGCUGAGAGCUGGGUCACCUUCCGCUUGUACCUGCUGGAGCUGCUACAGUACAAGAGGCAAAACCCUGCCAAGUUCUGUGCGAGGGUCUGUUCGGGGUGCCUGAUCCUGGCUAUGGUCGGACACUAUGUUCCGGGCAUAAUGAUCUCCUCCAUCAUCUUGCUCAGCAUUCUGCUGUGGCCGUUGGUGGUUUACCAUGAGCUGAUCCAGCGGAUGUACACGCGGCUGGAACCUGUCCUGAUGAAACUGGACUACAGUAUGAAAGCAGAGACCCUGCACCUGAAGCACGAGAAGAGAAAGCGCCAAGGAAAGAGUGAACCCAUGGCUGGCGAUGAGCCAAUGGCAGAGACCGAGAGUGAGAGCGAGGCGGAGCUGUCUGGCUACUCCCCGGUGGUGGAUGUGAAGAAGACAGCACUAGCGCUGGCGAUUACCGACUCUGAGCUCUCUGAUGAGGAGGCUUCCAUCCUGGAGAGCGGGGGCUUCUCUGUCUCCAGGGCCACCACCCCGCAGCUGACUGAUGUGUCUGAAGACCUGGACCAGCAGAGCCUGCACAGUGAGCCGGAGGAGUCCUUCGCCAAGGACCUGGCAGAGUUCCCCUCCAUAGAAGAGUAUCAUUCCAGAGACCUGGGGCCACAAAGCGACGACGAUGCCUUCGGGGUGCCACUGGGCCCUGAGCUUGCCCAUGCUACCCACGAGCUGGACUCUGUGGAGAAGGAAGCUGUGGACUCUGACCUCUCCGUUCUCCAUCUAGCUUCUCCUCUCCAUUUUGUAAAUACGCACUUCAAUGGGAACGGGCAGGUGGCGCCAGGCGGCGCAGAGCCGCAGACGGCUGCUGCCCCCGGCCUGGGCAUCCGCAUCGAUGUGCUAAGCGAGGAGAUUGUCACCACUGCCAUCACCACGGUGGUGCAGAACACCCUCUCGGCCCUGCUGCGCUCCUCUGAAGCUAGUGAGGGGCCCUCCCUCUCCGAGUUCCUCCCCACUGAGCCCGAAGAGAGACUGAACUUCCAGGCACAGCUGUCAGAGACCGAGGUGGUGGGGAUGGAGACUGCAGCUCCCCUGGAGGAGGAGGGGGAAGUGGAUGACUUUGAGCUACUGGAUCAGAGGGAGCUGGAGCAAAUGGAUGUAGAGAUGGGGCUUGGAGGAGAGCAGGAAGUGCAGGAAUCGCCCGUCCCUCCAGUUCCAGCUUCCUCCCAGCUGCCAAAGCCAGAGGAUGCAGAGGAGGCGGGGGCAGCGGCGUCUUUGUCUUAGGUCGUCUCUGUCGCCCCCUCUUUCCUCGUCCUCCCUGGAAGGACGGAAGGAUGGACGGACUCCUGCAGUGAGAGAUUCGUGUUGACCAGGGUGGCAAAACGGCUGUGUUCAUGUGCUGUCGGAAUAACCCAGCCUGCCCAGCCCAGCCUUCCUCGGUCUGAGUGAGGAGAGGAACCAGGCCGCAGCUGUAACCCCAACCCCAGCAAAAGCUUCCUAGUGAUGGUGCAGUAUUUUGGUCUGUCUUCUGUUUGGCUUUCGUUGUGCACGCAGAGUACUGAGCUAGACGUAGCUGCUGCUAUCCCACAUCCCCAGCAGGACAGAGGCAAGCGUAGUUUAGUGGGUUUUUAAAUGGCUAAAAGUGUAAAUAAUUUUAACUGUCUUUGGUUGAGCUGGAUGGGGGGAGGGAAAGGAAAUACAGCUCCGAUCUCCGGGUGCGGGGAAGAGCAGAGGCAGGCCGCUUCCUACCAGCAAGGAAAAGGUGGGUGGAUGCAGGAAGGGGCCUGUGAGGCAGAUGGCAGACUGUAGUAGCCUCUCCAUCAAACCUAGCAUCGGGUAUUUCCCUGGGUGUCUGGCCCGGAGACCACUGCUGUGAACGGAGCAGCUUCCAGGUCUGGACCAGUUGUUCCUUGCCCCGGUUCGCUCCUGUCUUUAACUCUGCGGCACACAGACGGCUCCUCAAACCCUCGUGCUCUAAAUAAGCGUGACCAAGCCAGACCCCCGAGUGCUGCUUCCUCUUGUCUAGUGUCUCGCUGUGGCAGCUGGCUGGCUUUCUGGUGGCUUGUGCAGCGGAGAAGCGUCUGAUUGUUUUAUGGGUGAGACUGUUUUGUGGCUCUAGUCGGAGGGGCUGCGCAGACAGUAAUUGUGUGAGAGGGACCCCCCCCAAUCUAAUUUUUUUGAUAACUAAAGGCUGUUUUUAGGCGGUGUUCUGCAAUCUCUUACUGCACUUUACAUCCCAAGUGCCCCCUCCCACGCCCAAGGCUGGGCCAAUACAACUCGCUCUACCACCUCGUCCCUCGUAACCCGUGUCCCUGCUGUGAGCACUUGGCAUCUCCGUUCCAGUCCCAGCACAGGAUCAUUCACUGCUGCCCGGUGAACCUGCUCCUCCUCUGGCAGGCUGCCCUCGCUGCGUCUGGGAGCUGUCAGGGCAGUGCGAGGGACGGAAGAGCCGCCUCAGAUCUUGUCCUCUCAAGCAGGGCCUUUGGAAGCACCUCCCAUUCUAGCCCAGUUGGGUACCCAGCGCUUCCUGGGACUGUCCCAGUGUACACCGUGCACUAGGUUCUGAUCUCGCUUCCAGCAGGAGGCACUGCUCCCUGUAUCGCAGCCACAGGCCAUCCUAGCUCUAGUCCCUGCCCAGAAUGGCUCCUGUUGUGUUCCUGGAGCAGGGAAUGGGCGUCCUUGGCCGUAGCUCUGGCAGGGGAACAGGAGAGGCUCUACUGACUCUAAGGGGGAGCUGUAAACUGACUUGGCAGCUUCUGUGCACAGCCCAGCAGCAAGGGCUCAGCCAGCGUGUGACGGCUCAGCACGUCCCCUUGGACGUUCUGGGCCUGGUCGGGCUAGCUCUGUCCGCACAGACAGCGUAUGUGCAAAGGCCUCUGUGAAAUGGUGGGGAGUGGAACUUCGGGCUCUGCCUCGGGCAUAUAGGCCAACACGCCCAAGAGCAAGGCUGCCUGGAGUCCUGUCUGUCGUCACACCUAGUACGUCCAAUCCCUCUCACUUUCGUAACCCCCGUACUGUCUUAAUGUACCCCGGGGUCUGGCUGAGACUGCCCAAGCGUUACCGCUCAGGGUCUCUGUGUCCUCAUUGCCCGUAGACCCUGCUGCGUGAGGAAGUGGAGGAGUGGGAAUUUUAUUUAUGUACAGGGCUGUUGCAGCCUCUCCUAUCAACUCUUACUUAGGGUGCUGCAGUCGAGAAACGUAUGGAAAGUGAGAGGCUGCAUGCCCGUGGCCACCAGUCCCCGGAAUAUGGGCCCAGGGAGAGAGUCUGUCUAGCCUGAGUGGAGAGGCAGGAUGCCUUGCUGUGCUUCCCUGCCCCCAGCCAGCACUCUCUCUUCCAGAGCUGAGACGGUCAGCUCAUCACGCACCCAGGCGCAGCCCCUUGACUGGAUUUCUCAUAACUGACAGCAGAGCUUUUAAAUUCAGAAAACUCUCCUGAGAUCAGAGGGCUGAGAUAACCAGGGGAUGGGAGCAGAGGCCCAGUGACGUCUUUGCUACACCCCUUGGGCAGAGCAUUUUGGAGAGUUCUCUGGCCCCACGACCGCAGUUGAAGCUGGGCUUCGGCUGUCCCCCUGUAUUGUGUGUGCGCUGAUCUCCCCCCACCCCCUUCCCUGUUUGUGUGGGACAGGGCAGACUCCAGAGGCGUUGGUAGCUCUGUCACUGUUUGACUGUUCAAAGCAUGGACUAGCUGGACACUUCUACACUCUGUAUGACUUCCCUGCUCAAUGGAACAUUCCAUGGGCGUGGUGGCUUGUGGGUCUAUGAAUUCUUUAAUGGUAGCCCCUCCUGGCCUCUUUCGAGCUAGGACGAUCUGCUUUCAAAUCCCAGGUUUGGGAAGCGUUAAAUUAUUUAUUGAGUAGAUAAUAUAGAGGCAUUUCCCGAAAACCUCCUCCUAGCCCAACGAAUGCCAAGCUGGCCCAAAUGGAGCCUGUUCUCACCCCCUUUACCACAGCAGUGUAGCCCUAGCAAGCAGUGCACUGCCUCGGAGAACACCCUGUCUCAGGAGGGUGGCUGCAGUCUGCUUGGAUGUAAAUUAGAUAAGCUCCUGGUAGGCUGCCAAAGCAAAAUGUCGGCCUCCUUGUCCUGCAUUGCAUUGGGAAUCCCAGGCGCAGCGCAGCAUCCUGCGGGCUACAGGGUUGUGUGCAUGGCCCACGUGGCAGCCACCCACGUUCAAAUGGUGCUAACGUUGUUCCAAAAAGCCCCCGCCAACGUAUCCAGUGAACAGGCUGCCACAUAUCGCUAACCAAGGCAUUGUUGCACGGUAGGAGCACAAAUGGGUCACAAUAAUUUGGACCCCAAAUUUUCUUUCAGGAUGGGGGGAGGGGAAGGGAUCUUGUAUGCUUGUGCUCAUAUGCCCACUCUCUCCCUGAGCACUAUGUCCGCAAGAGAAUUUGAGGCACCAGUGCUGGUAGCCGUGGGUGGCUUUUCAUUGCUGGUAGGUCUGCAGGAGACCUGGUAAUAAAAAUGUGUUAAUCUCUUCCUAAGAACAUCCAGGAAAAGGGGGAGGGGUCCUUGUAACCAGUGUUCAUUCUAUGGCUAUAUUUAAAAGCAAAAUGUAGAAUUUGUAAUAAAAAAUAAAAACAAAAAAAUGUUAGAGGAGAAAGUUCUGGGCAAUAAAGUUUGUUGGCUGUA
This is a messenger RNA of Trachemys scripta elegans, 4791 nucleotides long. It is a transcript of the gene RETREG2, whose product is annotated as reticulophagy regulator family member 2. Lineage: Eukaryota; Metazoa; Chordata; Testudines; Emydidae. The record is from RefSeq and is a predicted model, not a curated record.